CAUAUUACGGUUCAUUCAAGUUGUUGAUCUUGGAGUGUGUUAUUUGUAUACUGAGUGAUAAUUAUUCAUUGUAAUUCAAAAUGAGUUUUUCAAGUGGAAGUUUGAAAUGUGAUGCGAUGUUGCUUUUGAUAUCCGCAAUCACAUUGUUUUACUUAUAUCUCAAACGAAAUUAUUCGUACUGGGAUCGCAAAGGGUUUAAAACACAUCCUGGUGCCAUUUUCAUAUUGGGACAUUCAAAGUCAAACUUCAUGGGAAAAGAGCAAAUUGGCUGUCUGACAAGAAAGAUAUACAAUAAAACAAGCGAAGCAUUUAUUGGUUUCUAUAUAUUAUUACGACCAGUAUUACUACUUCGUGACCCAGAUCUGAUCCGAACUAUUUUAAUCAAAGAUUUUUCCCACUUCCCCGAUCGUGGUUUAUAUUGUAAUGAAAAAGAUGAUCCAUUGACUGGCAAUUUAGUAGCUUUGCCCGGUCAAAAAUGGCGAAAUUUGCGUGCAAAACUUACACCAACAUUCACUUCGGGAAAAUUGAAGGCAAUGUUCUCAACUCUUGUGGAAUGUGGAUCAACGUUACAAGAUUACCUAGAAAAAUUGGCUGAUAAAAAAGAAUUACUUGAUGUUCGUGAAAUAGCUGCCAGCCAUACGACGAACGUAAUUGCGUCUGUCGGUUUUGGCAUCGAAAUAGACACGAUCACAAAUCCGGACAAUGAAUUUCGUAAAUACGGUCGCAAAAUAUUUUCUAGCACUUUAAAAAGUUCACUUCGAAGAAGUAUGGCGUUUGGUGCACCGAAAAUAAUGAAAUUUUUUCGUAUAAAAUCAGUUGAUUCAGAUGUUGAGCGAUUUAUUAUGUCGGUCGUUCGGGAAAAUUUGGAAUAUCGUGAAAAGAAUAAUGUUGUACGGAGAGAUUUCUUCCAACUUUUAAUUGAUCUUCGUAACACUGGAACCGUGGAAUUGGACGAUCAUUGGGACAGUAACGUUGAAACGAAAUCUAUUCAAAAUCAAGAAUUGUUGACUCUGAAUGAAAUUGGCGCUCAAAGCUUCAUUUUUUUCGCUGCUGGUUUUGAGACAUCAUCGAGUACACUUUCAUUCUGUUUGUAUGAAUUGGCAAAAAAUCAGAAAAUUCAGAACCGUGUCUACGACGAAAUUAAUCGUGUGCUGGAUGGUCAUGGUGGAAAAAUUACAUACGAUGCGGUAUCGGAAAUGAAAUAUUUGGAGCACUGCAUUGACGAGACUCUUCGCAAAUAUCCUAUUGCCACAAAUUUGGUUCGAAUUUGUAUGGAAAACUAUAAAAUACCAGGAAGUAAUCGAACAAUUGAAAAAGGUGUUGAGGUAAUCAUUCCCAUACUAGCUUUACACCGAGAUGAGAAAUACUACGAAAAUCCAAAUAAAUUCGAUCCGGAUCGAUUCAAUGAGGAGAAUUUGGCAGGGAAAAAUCAAUCGAAUCGACCUUACUAUCCGUUUGGGGAUGGACCGCGCAAUUGUAUCGGCAUGAGAUUGGGUAAAAUGCAAACGAAGGUCGGACUAGUUAUGAUGUUGCAACAAUUCAGAUAUGACUUGGAAAAUGAGCUCGAACGAACGCGUGAAAUGGAAUUCGAACCGAGAUCAAAUUUACUUGCACCGCGCGGGGGAAUCAGAUUAUACGUCUUCAAACGUUGAUUUUUGAUUUUUUGCGCGACUUUUUUAUAUUCAAUUAAUUGAGUUUGAAUGCAUGAAUAUUAUCUGCAAUGCCAUCAUUUUGAUAAGCACGAAUGCAAUAAAGUAAACAUACAUAUAGUUA
Molecule: messenger RNA, 1773 nt
Organism: Contarinia nasturtii (swede midge)
Lineage: Eukaryota; Metazoa; Arthropoda; Insecta; Diptera; Cecidomyiidae
Product: probable cytochrome P450 6d5
Exons: 3
Coding region: 81-1652 (523 amino acids)
Molecular function (GO): heme binding; iron ion binding; oxidoreductase activity, acting on paired donors, with incorporation or reduction of molecular oxygen
Source: RefSeq, a predicted model, not a curated record